Molecule: messenger RNA, 1485 nt
Organism: Coregonus clupeaformis (lake whitefish)
Lineage: Eukaryota; Metazoa; Chordata; Actinopteri; Salmoniformes; Salmonidae
Product: coagulation factor XIII A chain-like
Exons: 11
Coding region: 1-1485 (494 amino acids)
Biological process (GO): peptide cross-linking; blood coagulation, fibrin clot formation
Molecular function (GO): protein-glutamine gamma-glutamyltransferase activity
Source: RefSeq, a predicted model, not a curated record
AUGACGUUUCAGAGAUGUGGACAGUCUAGUACCCGUCCGACAGCUAGCAGUGAGGGAGAUGAUAGUGCAGAGAAAGCUGCCCACGCUCCACUUCAUGAUGAAGUGUACAUGCCCAAUGAUACAGACAGGCAGGAGUAUGUGAUGAACGAAAAUGGCUGCAUAUACCAGGUGGAAUCAGGUGGUGGAAGGCAAUGGUUUUAUGGUCAGUUUGGGGAAGGGAUUCUCGAUGCCUGUUUCCAAAUCUUGGAUGACUCACACAUGCCUCUAGCAAACAGGGGUGAUGCUGUCAAAGUCUGCAGGAGAGGCUCUGCAAUGAUGAAUUCCCAAGAUGACCACGGGGUCUUGGUGGGCAACUGGAGUGAUGACUACUCCCUUGGCACUGCACCAACAUUCUGGAUUGGCAGCGACCAGAUCCUGCUCCAGUACGCCAACCAAGGGCCUGUCAGCUAUGCCCAGUGCUGGGUCUAUGCCAGGACAUUCAACACCUUCUUGCGGUGCCUGGGAAUCCCUGCCAGGGUGAUCACCAACUUCAACUCCGCCCACGACAACACAGGGAACCUAAUCACGGAUCUCAACUUCAACGUCGUGAGAAAUCGACUUGAACUGAACGAGCGCCUUACCAGGGACUCUUUCUUGAACUACCACUGCUGGAAUGAGGUUAACAUGUCCAGACCUGACCUCCCCGCAGGCCAUGACUUAGGUGGCUGGCAGGUGGUGGAUGCCACCCCCCAGGAAACCAGUGAUGGAUAUUACCGCUGUGGACCUUGCUCUGUGAAAGCCAUCAAGGAAGGAAUGCUCAGCUAUCAAUUUGAUGCCCCAUUUGUUUUUGCUGAGGUGAAUAGCAACGUUUACUACCACAAGCUAAAUCCACAAACUGGGAAAACUGAGUUACUAAGCGUGGACACAACCUAUGUCGGCAAGAAAGUAGUGACGAAGUCCGUUGGUGGAAAGAAUUAUGAGCCAAUGGACAUUACAGAGACGUACAAAUACCCAGAAGGCAGCAGUAAGGAUGAAGUGACCAUGAAGAAAGCCGAGAGUACCUACAAGAUGGAUAUGCAAUACGACGACGAGCAGGAGAUCCCAGAGGCUAACGUGGAGAUGACGCUGGAGACACCAGUGGAGCAGGUGAAGAUUGGCCAUGACUUCCAGAUGGCUGUGGUCUUCAGGAACCUGAGUGAAGACACACGCAUCAUCCGUGGCUUCCUGGUGGGCUCCACAGUCUACUACACUAACAUCCAAAGAGCUCAGUUCAAGCAGGAGAGCUUUGACGUCACUCUGAACCCCAUGGAGUUAUCGAGGGUGCAGGUGGUCGUGCUGGCCCAGAAGUACAUGCCCAAGCUGGGUUGCCAGUCCAAUCUGCGCUUCAUGGUGACAGCCAAGAGCAUGGAGAACAACCAGGACAUGACGGCCAUGCAGAUAGUGAACCUGGAAGGCCCCGAGCUGGUCUUUUCGACUGCUGACAUGGAAAGAAAAACUGAUCGGUGA